AUGUCUCCCAGCGAGCUAGUUAUGUUUGCACCUUUCACAAACCCACAUGGAGUUACUUUAGCAUUACAACCAUUAUCUACCAGGGAUGAAGAAGAGGAGGAAACAGAUGAGAAGUAUACAUCAUUACCGAAAUACAAAUAUCAUUCAUGGUGGAUAUUAGCAAACCCUAUAUACCAAUUUUGGUUUCUAAAUGAAUAUGUAAGCUUUAGAGUGUUUUAUUGUAUAAUGCUUGCAUGUAUUGGGGUUGUAAUCUUUUCUCAAGAUUCGUUGCUUUGGAAAGUCUUAAUGUAUAUCUGCAUUUCCAUAGAUGCAAUAUAUGGGAUAAGUUUAGUAAUAUUAUUUACUUCACCACUUCGGAAGAAAAAAAUAUUGGGACUUCAAGGACAAAUGAAACUAAUGUUGGAAGUGAUUGAAACCAAGCCAAUAUUGGAGAUGAAAAAAUGGGAUUUAAUUGCUUCCAAUUUAAAUAGUCAUUUAUAUAUUAUGAACAAUUGGAGAAAUAAUGAUUUUUUCUACGAUGGGAAACAAUGCUUAAAUUUGUUUCGAUUCUUAAUACAACCGAAUAUAAUGAUACAAAUUGGGGUGGUUGAUUUGGAAUUAAAUAAUUUAAACAAAGCUAUAGAACAUGCAAGAAAAGUUCAUACCGAAUCAAUUGAUAAUUAUUGGGCUUCACAACAUCCUGAGCUUUUUUAA
Henningerozyma blattae CBS 6284 is the source of this 693-nucleotide messenger RNA. RefSeq lists its product as uncharacterized. The record is from RefSeq and is a predicted model, not a curated record. Lineage: Eukaryota; Fungi; Ascomycota; Saccharomycetes; Saccharomycetales; Saccharomycetaceae. The coding region runs from base 1 to 693 and encodes 230 amino acids. The transcript has a single exon.